Messenger RNA from Microbotryum saponariae, 1428 nucleotides. The record is from the annotation of a GenBank genome assembly. NCBI's taxonomy places the organism in Eukaryota, Fungi, Basidiomycota, Microbotryomycetes, Microbotryales, Microbotryaceae.
AUGCACAUCGCAGCUACUGUCGCAACGACGCCGUCGACUACAGCGGUACGUGGGCUUUCGUGACUUGACGGUCCGAGCAUACUUGAGUCGCAGAAUUACUGACCUGAAGAUCAAUGUAAUGACUCAAAGUCGACCACACCAGCAACAACUGCGAUCCCUACGACUGUACCCUCUACGACUGUACCCUCUACGACUGUACUCUCUACGACUGCACCCCCUUCUACCAUCACUGUUGUCUCGACGAUCCCGCUCAGCUCCAGCACGAGUGCAAGCUCCACGACUAGCGUUGCGCGGGGAGGGCAGGUGUCGAAUGCCUCCUCCAAGCCCAACACGGGAGCCAUCGCGGGUGGCGUGGUCGGUGGUGUUGUCGCUUUAGUGGCUCUUGCCGCGUUACUCUGGUUCUGCUGCUGCGGUGGCUCAAAGCGCAAGAAGCACGAGUCGUUCGACUUUGGCCACAACGACGCCUGGGACCCCGUCGAUGGCGUGGCUGCUGCGGGUACUGGAGGCCGAGGAGGCAUUAUCGCGUCAAGGAAUACGGGACAGAACCGGGGCAGUGCAACUCAACGUGCCAGUAGCUACUCGCGUCGAUCGACGGGUUUCAACUACGGCGACGACGACGAUUUGGACGACUCGGCCGGCAUUGGGCGACGUGGAACUGCGGUGGCACCGGCGAUGGCUUCCGUCGGCGCUGUAGGAGCUGGACUGGGAGCGACCUACGCCGCACGUCAACAAAGUCAGAAAAGGAAGAAGGCCACCCCUGCGGAUGAGCAAGACGCAUACUAUUCCUCGUUGCCUCCCCCUCCUCGCGAUGGCUCGAUCACCCCAUCGUCCAUGUCGUCCGCCGGCGGAUUCGGCAUGGCCGGUGUUGGCGUCUCUCGCUACUCCCAGUAUGGGCCGCAAGACGUUAGGGCGCAGCACGAGCUUUACAAUGGCCUUGAAACUGAGACGAUGAGACCCAAUAAUAGUGGAUACGCCGGCACGAACCGCAUGCAACAAGCGCCCUACAACGGAGCUGGAGGUUCUCAGCGCAAUUCGAUGGGUGGCGAUCCACAGGGGUACGGUGCUGUUUCGACGGUGUCGCCUCCACGUCAAAUGAAUGGUCGAGGACCGCAGCAGAACUUGUCCCAACGUCUACCGCAAGCUCGCCAACCUCAGGAACAGAGGUUCCCGAACUCGAUCGCUUACAACGCUCCCGGAGCCUCGUCUUCACCCGCACCGUCUCACCAAUCCCUUCCUGGCCUCGCUGGGGGCUGGAAUGGCAUGGGCGACAACGAACGAAGGCCCGGUGCGUUGAGGGUCAUGAACGAGGAGCCUGAGAUGACGGAAGAGGAGAGGAGAUUUGGUGGCCAGCCUGAUGCGUACAAUGGGUUGACCGAUGGACUUGAUCGAGUGGCGAGCCCAGGACGGGCGCAGACUUAUAGGUCGUAG